AUGCGCUUCAACAACGUCGCCUUGUCUCUUGCUGCCGUCGCCUACGUCAAAGCCAACGUCCAGCUGUUCGCCGAUGAGAUUCCCAUCCAGUGCCUGGCCGUUUGUAACCCCAUCUUCCAACUCGGUCGCAUCUGCGAGGGUGAGCGCACCGUAAUUAGCAAUGGUCCGACGGAGGACCGCCUUGAAGCGCAGUGUGUGUGCACAAACACCAGCUUUGACGUCUCCAAGUACGCUGGCCUGUGCGCUAGCUGCAUGAGUCAGAAUGUUGAAGACCGUGACGAUUUGGAAGUUGCUGACCAGAAUGACAAAGACAUUAAUGACAUCUUGUGGACUUGUGGCUUCCCUAGCACAUCCUACGUUCCAACGGCAUCCUACGCAUCCUUUACUCCCUCCGUCCAGGCAACCCCACUCACAAACUCAGCCCAACUGACCACAACUAUUGAUCCCCGCGCCGGCGGUGGGGCUUCCCCGACGCAGUCCAGCGCCUCUGGCAACAACGGCGGCACCAGCAGCGGCAACCCCACCACGGCCAGCUCCCAAGCUACCCAGACCCCGAACGGAGCGGGUGUUGUCUCGUCCCAGGCCGGGCUCGGUCUAGUUGGUGCCGUAGCUGUCGGCGCUUGCUUCCUAUAA
Colletotrichum higginsianum IMI 349063 is the source of this 633-nucleotide messenger RNA. Its product is annotated as Cap22 protein. The record is from RefSeq and is a predicted model, not a curated record. NCBI's taxonomy places the organism in Eukaryota, Fungi, Ascomycota, Sordariomycetes, Glomerellales, Glomerellaceae. Bases 1 to 633 code for a protein of 210 amino acids. The transcript has 2 exons.